Molecule: messenger RNA, 948 nt
Organism: Perca flavescens (yellow perch)
Lineage: Eukaryota; Metazoa; Chordata; Actinopteri; Perciformes; Percidae
Product: asialoglycoprotein receptor 1-like
Source: RefSeq, a predicted model, not a curated record
AUGACGACAACUGAAUACCACGACAUCGAAGAUGACAGCAGCUCCUUCUGGAACAAAGAGCCUGCAUCUGUCUCUCUCUCAGCUGUCUCCAGGUUCAGACGCUGGUUGUUUCCUGCUCUGACAGCUACAUUCAUCCUGGUUCUGAUCAUAGCACUGGGAGCUAGCAACACUAAGACCUCUAACCGACUCUGGUCUGUGGAGAACAGUGUUUCCAACCUGACAGGAUCUCUGAGCGCGGCCCAGCAGCUCACCAAAGACGCAGCCAAAGACGUUCACCGCCUCAAGUUCUCUGUGGAGAGCAACAAGGAACAGCUGAGCUCAGUGGCCGAGGCGUUGAAGCAGCUGGCAGUCGUCGACUCUCUCAGCCGGACGGUCGCCUCACUCAAAUGUUCCCUCGAACGGAUCAUCAGAAACAGCACAGUAGUGGAGGGCUGUUGUCCUCUGGACUGGGAGAGUUUUGGGUCCAGCUGUUACCUCUUCAGCAGGAGGUCUUCAUCGUGGCAUGAGGCCAGAGAGUGGUGCAACGCACGCGAAGCCCACCUGGUCAUACCCCUCACCGACGAGGACUGGAAUUUUGUGAUUCGUCACGCCGGCGGCAGCUUCUACUGGGUGGGUCUGACAGAUGAGAAAGGAGAGUGGGAGUGGGUCAACCACACGCCCUACGUCAUGAACAGGAGGCGAUGGAGACCCGGUCAACCUGACAGCUGGACCGGUCACGGUUUUGGCCCCGGAGACGAGGACUGCGCUCACAUUCACAACGACGGACGCCUCAACGACCUCCACUGCUCCCCGCCAUGCGCUACAUCUGCCAGAAACACGGCCAGCGCAGCUAAACUGAGUCUGCCAGCGGGGUCCUCAACGCUGAACUACAAGAGCUGCCCCACCGCUGCCUGCACAGAAAUACUCAAACUGAGAGAGGAGUUUGACGGUGCAUUCACGGUGUGUUGA